This is a messenger RNA of Caenorhabditis sp. 36 PRJEB53466, 1011 nucleotides long. Lineage: Eukaryota; Metazoa; Nematoda; Chromadorea; Rhabditida; Rhabditidae. The record is from the annotation of a GenBank genome assembly.
AUGUCCUCGAUCACUAGGGCCGUCACCUCACGGCUCAGCGAGCUCACGAAUGGAAGACAACGCUUGACGAGCGAGAAGCGUACGUUUCUGUUUCGCUCGCACCGCUCCACAACCGAUUCGUGUGCAUUUUAGAGCCAUCGCCAUCGUCUAAUAGCCAAUUCAACUACAUCAUUCCUCCGGAGAUCAUCUGGGAAGACUAUCAGGCUCAAAAACAGGUACAUAAUAGUGUUAGUGGCUUUUACGUUUUUUGAAAGCGACGCUACCAAAAAAAAACGAUAAGUAUUGCCUACAACCAGCAUGUUUGUUCGCACACAGAACAGGCAUUUCCGCACCCAUACCGCAAAAGGGAAGCCUACAGAAGACUCGAAAAGCCUGACUUUCCGGUCGCAAAGUGCUAGUGCGCUCAAGUUUUUUUUGCCUGCCCUCCCUUCGUGUGUUGUUGUUGUAUUCACACACCGAGUGACGCUAUUGUUUAUUCUAUGCGGUUCCAUGAGCUGUCAGACAAGAAACCAGUACCUGUGUGCCCAAAUGAUACUUGUAGGAGCCGCUCAAAGUCGACGUCGAACCGGAACCCAAAGUUGAGGUUGUGGAAAAGAAGUCGAGUCCAAGCAUCUUCUCGCAAAAGGUCAGUGUGUGUUGUAUCUUAGUCCAACGGAUCGAAAUUGUUUAUUGACCGACCGACCCGACCAACUGACCGCCUUUCGCUUUUUUGUUUCGUUUCGGCAGAAAUCAAAGAGAAACUCGAAUUCAGAUGAGCGCCGUCGUUCGCAAGUUAUCGCCAUUCAGUGACGACAGUUCGUCGUCGUCGUCCAAGGAUAAAGAACACGAGGAGGGAGAGAAGAAGAAGACUGGCGGGAGAUUCAAAGAAACGGUAUGAAACAAAGCAUCUAAUGUGAUAAGAUACCAUGAAACUUCCACCUACAGAAGCAGAAAAUGGAGCGGUUCAAGAAACAGCGUCGCUCCAAAGAUCGCCAGCAACUGAUUGAGUCGAGUGACGAGGAUGUUUCAUAG